CCUGACUCCCUCCUUCUACCACCCGCCACUGCAAUGUCUGCACAACAUACCAUGACCAGGCUUCUCAGGACAAGUAGCCUUCAAGCUGUUGCUGGACCAUCAACACUCAGGCUUCAAGCCGGAGUCGGGGCAGCGGUCCUGGCGCCAAGUCAGCCCUGUGCAAAGAGGUCUUACGGCAGCCUUUCUCGUCCACCUCGCAUUGCUCCGCGGGUUCAGCCCUCGCCUUUCCCCCAGAUUCCUCGCCGAUUCGCUUCCUCUCUCCCAAACGAGCCAUCUGAGUCAGAGCAGAGGGAGAAGGCAAAGGACAGGGCCGCAGUCGGCCCUUUCAAUGCUCGAGCAGCUGCACUUUUCAUCGUCACGGGUGUAGGUCUCUUCAUCUACUUUCAGCAUGAGCGGUCCCAGGUGGCAGCCAGGAAAGCAGCCGACACCGCCUCUGCCAAGGUGGGCCGGCCACGCAUCGGAGGCCCCUUUGAGCUGACCAUGGCCAGCGAAGAGGGCGGUUAUCGUGUGACGCAUGAGGACAUCGAGGGAGCCUUCAGCUUGAUCUACUUUGGGUUCACCAAUUGCCCGGAUAUUUGCCCCGAGGAGCUGGACAAGAUGGGAGAGGUCAUCAAAUCGGUCGACAAGGACCACGGCCCCAUCAUCAAUCCCAUUUUCAUCUCUUGCGACCCCGCACGAGACAAUCUUCAGCUGGUCUCUACGUACAUCGCCGACUUCCACCCAAGGCUGGUGGGCCUGACGGGGCCCUACGAGGCAGUGAAAGCAGCCUGCAAGUCGUAUCGAGUCUACUUCUCCACCCCGCCCAACGCGGACCCGUCGGGAGACUACCUCGUCGAUCACAGUAUCUUCUUCUAUCUGAUGGAUCCAGAGGGGAGAUUCGUCGAUGCAUUUGGAAGGAGCGCUGGCAAGGAAGAGGUAGAGACGAAAGUCAGGGAUUAUAUCAAAAAGUGGAAGGACCAGGGUCUGCCGAUCAGCAAGGCCGACUUGAAGGAGAGGGUCAAAGCCGAUCCGAGCAGGAAAGUUGCGGCAUGACCAGUGUACAAUGGGCGAAUACCAUCAUUACCAUCACUCAUCUUGACUUGUACAGGCCCAGAGCCGAAUGCUGUGAAUGUAUGACAUAAAAAUACAAUGGAAGGGAGCAGUUGACCACA
Messenger RNA from Microstroma glucosiphilum, 1151 nucleotides. RefSeq names its product putative SCO1-involved in stabilization of Cox1p and Cox2p. NCBI's taxonomy places the organism in Eukaryota, Fungi, Basidiomycota, Exobasidiomycetes, Microstromatales, Microstromataceae. Bases 52 to 1032 code for a protein of 326 amino acids. Gene Ontology annotation, biological process: mitochondrial respiratory chain complex IV assembly. The record is from RefSeq and is a predicted model, not a curated record. The transcript is spliced from 3 exons.